AUGCACUUGGAAUUUGAGAAGGCACACGAUGUUCUGCUUGAAGAUGUUCGAGACACCGUUAAUAUUCGACAGGCACACUUUAGCGCCCCUAAAAGACUAGCAAAUCGAUGGGAUCACCGACUGAGUGACGAGAGCUUAUCACAAGGCGCAUCGCCCUUGAAAAAUUCUGUCAAGACAGCUACCACGUCCAUACCAAUUCCCCUCGGUGUGGGAAGGCCCGCCUCUUUGUUCUAUCCCUGGCAGUCUAUGACAAUGACUGGAACGAAGGAGUCGAACACAAGAAACCCAAUGGCUUGCAAUAUAGGGGAAGCAGCUUUUGAUCUUUCGUCCGCCUUAAACUAUGCCGAUCCUUCUGGGUCGACCGAGUUAGUAGCCUGCUUUCGAGAGAACACUCGCCUUAUCCACAAUCCUCCUUAUCAAGAUUGGAAUACAACCCUUACAUGCGGCUCAACAUCUGCUAUUGAUAUAGUCUUGCGCAUGUUAUGCAACAGGGGGGACUGGAUCUUAGCAGAGGCUUCUACAUACACUGGUACAGUUAUGGCAGCGAAGGCUCAUGGUCUUAAUAUCCAAAGCAUCGAGAUGGAUGAGGAGGGCCUCCUGCCAGUAGAUUUGGAUAACAAACUACGAUACUGGGACACAUCACGAAGCCGCAAGCCAUUUGUGCUAUAUACCAUCCCAUCUGGACACAAUCCAACGGGUGUAACCCAGUCAACGGCACGGAAGGCGGCAAUCUAUCAAAUUGCAGAACGACAUGACUUGCUGGUUCUCGAGGAUGACCCGUACUUCUUCUUACGACUCAACGGAUCUUCCUCAUCACUGGAUAUUAACCCCCCUUACUCGUCAUUCGAAAGGCUGCGGAAAUCACUGCCCUCAUCAUACCUUUCCCUAGACAAAUCCGGACGAGUUAUUCGUGUGGACUCCACCUCAAAGAUACUGGCUCCCGGCCUUCGGUGUGGUUGGCUAACGGCGAGCAAACAAAUAGUCGAAAUUUUCGAAAAUUUUGCUGAGGUUGGACCAGCGCCCCCUAGCGGCCCAUCCCAGGUCAUGUUGUACAAAUUGUUCGUUGAGAGCUGGGGGCAAGAGGGGUUUGCAAAUUGGUUAAACCAUUUGUCUGGAGAGUACAAGUUAAGAAGGGACAUCAUGAUUGCUGCAUGCUCCCAGCAUCUGCCCAAGGGUUUAUGCACAUGGACCACUCCUACACAUGGAAUGUUCUUAUGGAUUACGAUUGAUUUACUGAGGCAUCCCGACUACUCAGAAAGGCGGGAAAAUCUAUCGCUCGAGCUUGAGGAUAAAAUUUACGAGCGGGCGGCAAGCCAUGGGGUCGCUGUCGCCAAAGGGAGCUGGUUUAACGUUGAAACAUGUUUGGAUAAGGUAUUUUUUAGAAUAACGUUUGUGUCCACUACUUGUCUGGAUGAUCUCGAAAAUGGUGUUAAGCGGCUUGGAGCAGCUGUGAGAGACGAAUUCAGGUUUACACAAGCCUAG
Molecule: messenger RNA, 1482 nt
Organism: Trichophyton rubrum CBS 118892
Lineage: Eukaryota; Fungi; Ascomycota; Eurotiomycetes; Onygenales; Arthrodermataceae
Exons: 1
Coding region: 1-1482 (493 amino acids)
Biological process (GO): aromatic amino acid catabolic process; L-tyrosine biosynthetic process
Molecular function (GO): aromatic-amino-acid:2-oxoglutarate transaminase activity; L-2-aminoadipate:2-oxoglutarate transaminase activity; pyridoxal phosphate binding
Source: RefSeq, a predicted model, not a curated record